Salvelinus namaycush (lake trout) is the source of this 5486-nucleotide messenger RNA. It is a transcript of the gene ctnnd1, whose product is annotated as catenin (cadherin-associated protein), delta 1. The transcript has 23 exons. Bases 425 to 3055 code for a protein of 876 amino acids. Gene Ontology annotation, biological process: cell-cell adhesion; cell-cell junction assembly. Gene Ontology annotation, cellular component: adherens junction; plasma membrane; nucleus. Lineage: Eukaryota; Metazoa; Chordata; Actinopteri; Salmoniformes; Salmonidae. The record is from RefSeq and is a predicted model, not a curated record. Gene Ontology annotation, molecular function: cadherin binding.
UCGCACUAAGGGAAAAUAGGAAAACUGUCGGGAAGGAAGGGGGAAGAGCAGUGAACAUACCUAUUAUCUAUUCUAGGUUGGUUCUAAAAGAGUACACAGUCAAGGGGGUCUUAGCUAUUCACUUUCAGCGUUAGUUUACCCAUGUUUGUGUAAUCUAGGUAAAGCUAUUUGGUGAAUAGGGGAAAUUCGACUUCACUACUCGGUCGUGCAGUGGGCUAAGAACGCCCAGAAUUGGAAUUGCAACGACUUUGCUACCGCAGCAGUUGGAAAUCUGAGUGUUUCGAUAGGCCUGGAUCCCUGUUCAAACAACGUCUGGGGACUUGCAUGAAAACAACAAAAGAAAUUGAAUGGGCGUGUUUCUUGUGAUGCGGACAUAGAGAGGCUCACACUGAACGAGGGAUACGUCAACGGGACACAUUACAGGAUGGAGCCUGGUCAAGUUGUCCAGGAGACGGUUACCGUGGAGGAGGACCCUCACGAGGUGCCCCCCGUCAUCUCCGUGGAAACCAGCGAAGAUGGCACCACGCGCCGCACAGAAACUACGGUAAAGAAGGUAGUGAAGACUACCAUGACUCGUACAGUCAUCCCCUCUGUGUCUGACAACCUCUCCCUGGAUGGAGGGGGGUCUAUGACAGGUGUAGGGGGUUACACCACCCCCAUGGAGCGGGUCUACAGACAGCCAGGUCCUCCCAUGGAUUACCCCACCAACACCGUGCCCCGAAACUACCACUACGGACCCCCGGGGGGGUACGAGGACUAUCGCCAGGGCCCUCCUCCCUCCAUAGGGGAGACCUACGCCAGCCUGAGCAGGGGAGCGCGCAUGGACGACCGCUACAGGCCAGCUGAUGGGUACCGGACCCUGGACUCAGGAUACAGAGCCAUCAGCAGGAACCAGCUGGACCCAUACGUAGCACAGCCACAGGUGGGUCGUAUGGGCAGUGCGUUGGAGCUGUCUGGGAUGCAGAGGUUUGUCCCUGAGCCGUACGGUCUGGAGGAUGACCAGAGGAGUCUGGGAUAUGACGAGGCAGACUACGGCAUGGGACCGGCCAUCCACUACGGAACAGUACCACGCAACCAACAAGCCUUCAACCACGGACCGCCCCGCAGGACAGGGAGCUAUGAAGGGACUCUGGAUGGAGACAUGAGUGGAGCAGGGGACAUGUACUACUGGGGAGGUGCACCCCUGGCCCAGGGAGAGAGGGGUAGCAUGGCUUCAUUGGACAGCACCCUGAGGAAAGGCCCCGCCACUUCCUGGAGACAGCCGGAGCUGCCGGAGGUCAUCGCCAUGCUCAACUACAGACUGGACCCCGUUAAGAGCAAUGCUGCCGCCUACCUGCAGCACCUCACCUUUAAGAACGACAAGGUGAAGACAGAUGUCCGUCGUAUGAAAGGUAUCCCAUCCCUGGUGUCCAUGUUAGACAACCCUAAGAAGGAGGUCCACCACGCCGCCUGCGGAGCGCUCAAAAACAUCUCUUACGGACGAGAAGCUGACAAUAAGAUCGCCAUCAAGAACUGUGAUGGAGUACCGGCCCUGGUCAGACUGCUGAGGAAGACCAGAGACCAGGACCUGACUGAUACUAUCACAGGCACGCUGUGGAAUCUGUCGUCUCACGACUCAGUGAAGAUGGAGAUCGUUGACCACGCCCUGCACGCCCUCUCAGACGAGGUGAUGGUAGCUCACUCGGGCUGGGAGAGAGGGAACGAGGCAGGAGGAGAGGAGAACCUCAAACCACGACACCUGGAGUGGGAGACGUCCCUCACCAACACAGCUGGCUGCCUGAGGAACGUGAGCUCAGAGCGCAGUGAGGCCAGGAGGAAGCUGAGAGAGUGCACAGGAUUGGUCGACUCGCUCAUGUACAUCGUCCAAUCACAGAUCAACCUGAAAGACGUGGACAACAAGCUGAUAGAGAACAGUAUGUGUCUGCUGAGGAAUCUGUCCUAUCAGGUUCACCGGGAGGUGCCGGGCGCUGAGCGCUACCAGGAAGCCAUGUCCCUCAACCAGGGCCCCGCCCCCUCCACUGGAAAGACCAACCGCUUCAGCUCCCGCAGGGGCAAAGAUGACUGGUGUUCUAAAGGGAGAAAUGAGGACGGAGCCGAUAUGAUUGACAUUCCAAAGAGGACUACACCUGCCAAAGGUUAUGAGUUGUUGUUCCAGCCGGAGGUGGUACGUGUCUACACCUCUCUGCUGAAGGAGAGUAAGAACCCCACCGUGCUGGAAGCCUCCGCCGGAGCCGUGCAGAACCUGUGUGCCGGACGCUGGACCUAUGGGCGGUAUAUCCGUGCGUUGUUGCGUCAGGAGAAGGGUCUUCCCAUGAUGACAGAGCUGUUGGCCCAUGGGAACGACCGGGUGGUCAGGGCCAUGUCUGGAGCUCUGAGGAACCUGGCUAUCGACGCUCGCAACAGAGACCUGCUCGGUAAACAUGCAGUUCCCCACCUGGUAUCCAACCUGCCUGGUGGGGGUCAGAGCCAGCCUGUGAGGGCUCUGUCAGAGGAGACGGUGGUGUCUGUACUGAGCACCCUUCAUGAGGUACUGGGCUCCAGCCUGGACGCUGCCAAGAUCCUCAGAGCCUCGCAGGGCAUCGAGAGACUGGUGCUCAUCAAUAAGGACGGGAACCGGUCAGAGCGAGAGGUGCGUGGUGCAGGCCUGAUACUACAGUUAGUUUGGGGCUAUAAGGAGUUGAGGAAGACCCUGGAGAAGGAUGGCUGGAAGAAGACAGACUUCAUGGUGAACCUCAAUCCGCCUAACAGCACCCAGCCCCGGGUCAACGGAGGAUAUGAAGACAGUACGCUGCCGCUCAUAGACAGGGGAGGAGGAGACAAGAGAGACAUGAUUCCGCUAAAUGAUAUGGGACCAGAUGCCUACUCCACACUGGACCAGAGGGGGAGGAAGAACACUCUGGACGGAACACUCAAGCCUGCUGACAAAGACACAGCACAGGGAGGGCUGUAUGAGGAGAGGCGGGACUCUGUUCCUCUCAUGGACUCUUAUGACGAGAAACUGAUAGUGUGCAUCACUAGAAGAGAGCAGCCUCUACCGGCCUACUGCCCCUGCUGAACCUCUGGAUACUCACUGAGGGACCACUGACUCCACUAGGACUGGACUCUCUCCUUCUGCGUCUCUUUUCUUUCUCUCUUUUUCCUGUCUUCUCUAUCUCCCAAUUUCUUAAUCUUCUUUCCCUCUUAUCUCUCUCGGGUUCUGUGACAUAAGCCACUUGCAUGUCCUUCAGCCUUCCUCACCUCCCUAUCUCUCUCCCUCCCUAUCUCUCUCAUUCCUCUAUUUAGACUGUGACUUAGCCACUAAAGGAACACUAUGGACUCCUGACAUCCUCCUGACAUCCCUCUUCUAGCUGUCGACACUACUAUGACAUAACACCACUUCUAAUUUAGUAACUCCUCCCACCACAGUGACACACUAACCCCCAACACUACACUCGCUCCUCCCACCACAAUAGGGACAGUUGUGACUUCAUCUGGGAACUGGGAACGUUCACCACCACAGUAGCAAAGCUAAUCAAAAGGGAAGUGUUGGAAUGGGAUUCAAACUGUAACUGAACUUAAACUGACAAACCUCCUUUUUUUACUGGAAUGGUUAAAACUGCAUUUCUAGAAGUAAUUGUGAAGAUUUCCAGUCAACGUUUUUUUUCUUGUGAUAACUAAUUACCACUAAACUUCUGUUUCCCAACAAAGAAUCAAUGUUUGUUGAUCUACCGCCGGCGUUGCUUUCGUCUGUUUGAAGUGUGAUUGCUGAGUUGUGGUUCUGACUACAGUGAUGAACACGUGCCAAACUACACACCACUAUUGCACUAACUUUCUACUACAGAGUAUUUCUGAACACUACUUCUCUUCUCAGAGCCACAUCUGUUGUGAUGUUAUAGUGUAUAUGACAUCAUUGGGUGAUGUCAGACGGGCAGUGUUGUGGCAAAGGAUUGUGGGAAAGUAAGUAGCUUGACGACCACUUUAACAUUUUACACAUGGGUCUUGCGUCACAGAACAUUCUUGUUGAUAGUCUGUUCUGCAGAGUAUAUUUCUAUGAUUUUCAGCCGUGUAUAAUAGACCAGUGAACCGUUUUGGCUCUAUUCAAUACAUUUCUAUCUGUGGGGCUCUUUAGCAUCAUUGUUAUAUUCCCUUUCUCAACUCCCUCUGGUUCUAAUGGUUCUCCUGAAGCUAUGGGAGAAACCACAGAUUUGAUUGUUGAUCCAGUGAGUGCAUUUCUUUCAAUCUGCAAGUCUAUAUAUAUGAAUGUGUAAAUAUGUGAUUGCCUUCAACUACGUCUGUGUGGCUAUUGGCUAACUGGAGUGCCUCGUUCGUUGAUUGGUCUAAUGGGGGGGGGUUUGCCCUGGGGAUAUCAUUCACUAGCAGCUACAUUCCAGAACAUUGCAUCCAAAUGGAAUGUAUAGAACAGUUUUUUUGUGUGUUCCGCAUAAUAACACAAUGGAAUGUAUAGAGUUGAUAUGAUUGAUGCUCUGCAUAUGGAACAGAGAGAACCAUUCUAGUGCCAUACAUUCCACGUCAGACUGGAGUGUUCCAGCCUACUGAACCUACGCCUGGGUGUCCAUCUACCCUGCUGGACUGGCUGGUGUCCAUGGAGACCUCAGAACACUAAGAGGGGAGAGGACACAUUUAGCUGGUGGUUUUCCCCCAGACAGAGUUCCUUUAGUACCGUAGACGGCAUUAUUAUUCUCAGUGCAGAGUAAGAUGUAGAUAUUUUCUCAGUAGAUUAAAGCACUAGGGGUAAAAGCGUUUCUUGGUUCCUUUGAUUAUUUUCAUGCCAAUCCAACACUACAAAUGGUCAGUCUCAGAAAAAUGUAAAUGAGUUGCCUUGUAACCAGAUAUAGUCCUAGAAUGAGAUGAUCUAGAACUGAUACAGGAAAUGAUGUGGGAGUGGAAUCCAAUGGGAAAGUGGGACUAAAGAGGGGCGGAGCAUAAAAUUUGCAAGAUUGUUAUGAGUGCAAAGACCAGAUUUUGAUUCUAGUUGCUAUUUAAAAAAAGCAAAUUUAACUAUAUAUACACAAGAUAAAUAUUUGUUAAUUUGAAUGGUUUUAUGUAUUUUUCUUUUUUAAAAAUAUUUUAUGAUUUGGGUUUAUUCGUCUUGCAGGUAAUUGUGGGUGAACGCAUAUGCAAUCGGGUUUAUUUUUUAAUUGAGAAACAUUUAUGGUUUAUAUAUUUUAAUUAAAGAUAAAACAAGAAAAACACAAUGUAAAAUCAAUUUUGCAUUCCAAAUGGUCCCCUAUUCCCAAUAUAGUACACUACUAAAUGGCCUGAUAUGGCUCUGGGUGAAAGUAGUUAACUAUAUAGGGGGCCUUUUAGGAGACAGUCCAACUCUCAAUUUCUGUCAUCAGUUUAUUAUUGGAACGCUGAUCUAAAAUGUGAUUCUGAAUGAAAACCUUAAUCUCUUCUAUGCCUUGGCUCUUAAUGUUGCACAUUUCUCUCAUGAAUGGAAUAUGUAACAAGCAAUACUGUUUAUAAUAAAAAAGUGCAUUUUUCAA